AUGUCCAAACCAGCGGGGUCGAAGCCCCGAGCGUCGGAGCCCGCGCGACUGCCGAGCAACCCUCCACCAAAUUCGCGAAAAGCAAGCAGUGGUCCGACAGGCGCAAGGUCUUCAUCUAAGUUCUAUGACGGUCCUACUGUGCCCAAGUCUGCUGUCGAGGCCAAGGCACAGGCGAAAGAUAUCGCUGGGAGAACAGUGGAGGUCGCCAAGUCAAAGUCCAGAAAGGCUGUGCGCGUAGCAAAGCGUCACCCCUGGUCUAUCCUCUCCAUCCUCACCACCCUACCCUUCCUCCUCACCAUAUCCCUCUUCUCCACCGUCCUUUGCCCCGCGCCCGAUACCCAGCCCUCUGGACUAUCGCGCUUCGUCCAGUCCCGGCUGGGCAUGUACGAUGGCCCCUCAGAGCUUCGUCAGACCCUCUGCUACCCCGCAAACCGAUACCACCAGCAAAUCCUCCAACCCUAUGUCUACCCUGCGCUCGAGAACGCUCGGACCCGAGUCGAGGCUACUUACCCCUACACCGAAUUCAUCCAGCCCGGAUACACCUUCUCGCGCGACCGCGGAACAAAAUUCUACAACACCUUCAUCAGCCCCGUCGUCAGGCGAUUAGAGCGCGGUGGACGGAGAGUUUACCUCACCCAGGUUCAACCUCACCUGCCGUGGGCACGGACAAAGUGGUACACUCUCACCGCGCCCUUCUCGGACCGCAUCUCCGCCGCACACCAGCAGUAUCUCGCCCCUCAUCUCUCUACAGCCAGGAAGUACGCCUCUCUGGCCGGUGGGAAUGCGGCCUCGAGCUACCGAUACGCUGCGGCGCACCCAUUGACCCAUCUCUCCCGGCGGUACGCGCAGACUACCUACGCUCUGGGCCUGAAGAAGGGAGGAGACGCCUACGUCUGGUCUCGUCCCCACGCGAUACGGCUGGUCAAGCAGGCGGAGAAGGUCACAAGGGAGCAGGUCAUACCGAGGGUCACGGCGGCGUUGAAGUUCGUGGUGGAUCAUCUGGAGGAGGGGUUCUACGUUGUCAAAGCUCAAGUCGCUCAGCAGUACAAGAUUCAUCUCGACCCUCAUCUCCACCCAUACACCUCCAAAGCCUCCGCUGCACUCUCUCCCUACACAACCGCCUUCAACCAAAAGAUCUACAAGCCCUAUCUGCGUCAAUACGUCAACUACCUCGUACCCGCCGCUCUGCUUGCUCCCGAGCCACCCAAGUCAUUCUGGACCAUGAUCUCCGACUUCCUACCUUCACCCGGAUCCCACGCGGCCCAGCGUAAGGGGAGCAUGACCGAGAAGGUCCGUCAGGCGGCUACGGGUGUCAAGUCGGACGUACGGGACAAGUCCAAGGUGGCGAGGGAGUCUGCGGCCAAGGUGUCUGCGGCGGCCAAGGAGAAGGCGUCUAGUGCGUCGGCUUUUGACACGGCUCGGGACGGCAUUGCGGCUCGUUUGGAGGCGCAGGGCAAGGCCAGCAUCGAAAAGCUCAAGCAGGAGUUGACUGGCGUCCAAACCAAAUUCCUUGCCGACACCUACCCCAAGAUGGCCGAUACCAACAAGAAGGAACUUACCAAAGAGGUCGACUACAUCCUGAGCGGGCUGGACAAGCUGUACUCGGAGUCUGGCGCCUUGACGAGGGAACAGGUGAAGCAAUCGGGGAUCAUGGCGGAGCAGAGGCUAUCGACCAAGCUGGCGACUAUCAAGGGGAGGGGUGGCGAGGUGGCGCGGGUCACGAAGGAUCAGGGGAAGCCGGCGAUGAGGCGGGAGAUGGAUGCUGUGGAUGCUGUUUUGGGCAAGGAGUGGACUGAUCUGGCCAUGAAGAUUGCCUGGAUCGACGGUAUCACCGCCAAGGACCGACAAAAGUUCAACGACCUCCGCAAGACCGCCGACGACUACAAGUCUCGGUUGUCCAAUCUGCACGACGGAAAGGUCCACGACAAGACCCUCUCGGCCGCCGAGUCCAAGCUCUCUGCUUCCAUCAAAGAACUCGCCACUGAGCUGGACGACCUUUACGCUGGAUACAAAGAGCGCGUCAAGAUCUUGCAAAAGUCCGCAGUGGACAAGAUUGCGGCGAGGGAGAUGAUCCGCGGAUCGCAGGUCGCUGCGUCUGCUGCCAAGUCAUCGGCUCAUACCGCGAACGGCGAGCGGGCAACCAUCCUCCCCAUCAUCCCAGGCGCGGUCGCCGCGGACGCACCGGUCGACGGCGUGAUUGGCAAGGGCAAGGAGCAGGUCAUGCAGGCGCUGUCGCAAGCUUCGUCGGCCAUGAAGGGGGAGGCUUCUUCGUCGGGUGUCGCGGAGCAGGUCGUCGCUUCGGCUUCCUCAGUCUACGACGCUGCUGCAUCAUCCGUCCACGAUGCCACUCGGUCCGCCAGUCGUGCGGUCGGUGCGGUACCCACCCCAGAGUCGGUCAACGAACACGUCGAGUCGGUCGUCGGACAGGUCAGCCAAGUCGCCGGUUCAGCGUACGAUGCAGCUGCAUCAGUCAUCCACGAUGCUACCCGCUCAGCCGUCCGUUCUGUCGGCGCGACCCCAUCCCCGGUGUCCCCGGUCGAACACGCUCAGUCUAUCCGGGACGCAGCUGCUCGGUCGGCCCAGUCCGCUGCUUCGGCUGCCAGCUCGGCGGUGCACCACGCCACACGGUCCGCCAUGUCUGCCGUGGGCAUCGCGCCCUCGGCUGAGAACCUCCAAGAGACGGCCGAGUCGGUCUACAGCGUGGCCAGUCAAUCAGCCUCCUCCGCGACUCGGUCCGUCAUCUCUGCGGCAGGCGCGACCCCUUCACCGGAGAACCCGGCCGAGUACGCCCAGUCGUACGCGGGGGAGAUCAGCAAGACCGCUGAAUCCCUUGCUAGCGUCAUCUCGGCGUCCGCCUCGUCUAUCGCUAGCGCUGCGUCCGCCGCGGUGCACGACGCUACUCGCUCUGCUAUCCGAGCGGCGGGUUCCACACCCAGCCCGGAGGGCGUGCAAGAGCACUAUGAGGCGUACGCGGCGGAGGUGAAGGGCUCCGUGGGGUCGGUCGCUGGCGCAGCGGAAUCGGCUGUACACUCUGGAACGAGGGCGAUCGUUAAGGCCGCUGGCGCGACUCCAUCCCCCGAAUCACCCCGAGAAACGCUCGAGUCUGUCGCGGCGGCAGCCUCAGCGUCUGCUUCGUCGGUGUACGACGCCGCCGCCUCGGCAGGUGAUAACGCCGUCAGCCAGGCAGCUCUGCUCGCCUCGUCAAUCCAGUCGGCAUUAGGCUAUCAGGCGACCCCUAUCCCUACACCCGUAGCGUCCAGCGCAUCCGCAUACCUCGCGUCCCUCUCGUCAGCGGGUGUAUCGGUCGGUAAUGAGGCGCUCAGCUCGGGAUCAUCCAUCCUUGCAGCGCUGCAGAGUCAGGUGGCUGUCGGCCAGGGAGAGGCAGGGAAGAAGGUCAAGGAGGCGGUGGAGCAGGUGCGGGGUGUGGUUGGGGGACGGGUGGAGCUUUGA
This is a messenger RNA of Dioszegia hungarica, 3450 nucleotides long. RefSeq lists its product as uncharacterized. The transcript is spliced from 10 exons. Bases 1 to 3450 code for a protein of 1149 amino acids. NCBI's taxonomy places the organism in Eukaryota, Fungi, Basidiomycota, Tremellomycetes, Tremellales, Bulleribasidiaceae. The record is from RefSeq and is a predicted model, not a curated record.